AGUGUAUCGUAAGCCAGACUUGAAACGCAUUUGAAAUAAUCAACUGCAGUUGCACAAAAUUAAUAAUCAUGAUAAAAUUAUUAUUCUUAGUUAUUCCUUUAUUUACUGUCGCUUACGGGGGAUUAAAACCCAGAAUUGUUGGAGGAAGACUUGCCGAAUCAGGUGAACUCCCGUUCCAAGUUUCCCUUCAGAAUAUCAAAACGAAGCAUCAUUUUUGCGGUGGAGUUAUACUUAAUCAACGUUACGUACUGACCGCGGCUCACUGUGUAACUGGUAAAGACGUCAAGAAUAUUUCGGUCAAUGUAGGAACAACGGACUUGUUAAAACCAUAUGUUUACGGCACAUAUUUAAUCGCAUCGGCUUAUGUACAUGAACAAUAUAACCGCAGCAACUCUUGGAUCAACGAUAUCGCUUUACUUAAGCUCGAGAAGCUAUUUUUAUUAUCCCCUCUGGUAUGGCCCAUCGCUUUACCAAAACAAGAUCAAAUUGUCACGCCUGGAUCAUUAGCAACCGUGUCGGGAUUUGGCAGAUUAGAGUAUGAAGGAAGGAGGACUACACGGUUACAUGUCGUGAAUAUUACAAUAGCCAAUCAUGAGUAUUGCAAACAUAAAUACUGGGUGCGAAGUUCAAAAAAAAUUCACAACACGCAAAUCUGUGCAUAUGAUCCAGUUAUAGAAAAGGGUUCGUGCAAGGGAGAUUCCGGCGGCCCUCUUACUGUCAAUGGACAACUCAUAGGACUUGUCUCAUGGUCACAUAGAUGCGCUAAUAAAGAAUUUCCUUCCGUUUAUACACGUGUCCCAUCGUAUGUUACUUGGAUCAGAAAACAUGCCGUAUAAUUUAAAAUAGUUAAAUGAAAUACAGAAAUUAAUUUUAAUAUUUAAUGUAUAGAAAUCGAGAAUCGAUACGUAUAAUUAAAUGUUCAUAGAUAAUAUAGCUUAAAAAUAUAUAUUAUACAAGAUUUUUUUACGUACUUAAAUAACACACACACACACACAGAUAUGUACAUAUAUAUAUAUAUAUAUAUAUAUAUCAAAAAACUUUAAUCAACGAUUUAUAAAAUCUUCUGUCCAUGAUAUUAGAAAUUGAUUCGGGACGGAAGGAAAAUUGACCAAUUGAAUAUUUCAGUUAAUUGAGUCAAUAAGAUUGAUUCUUUUUCCGUACGUAGAAAUCUUGGAUCGAUUUCUAACAUCAUGGACAAGAUUUAAGAUUGAAUAAUUUUUCUUAGAUGUAGUCAAAUUUUGUUAUUCAUAUAUCUGCAAGACGUAUUAAAUUAAAAUUUCCAUAGAAAUUUCAUUUAAGGAUUAUAUAAUGCUAGCCAUAUAAAUGUGCAUUUUGCUAAAAUUAAGCUUUCCUGUGCCGUUAACUCGUUUUUCAAAUACAAAAUACUUUAUCUCUUCCUUUAAUAU
Molecule: messenger RNA, 1406 nt
Organism: Pogonomyrmex barbatus (red harvester ant)
Lineage: Eukaryota; Metazoa; Arthropoda; Insecta; Hymenoptera; Formicidae
Product: chymotrypsin-2-like
Biological process (GO): proteolysis
Molecular function (GO): serine-type endopeptidase activity
Source: RefSeq, a predicted model, not a curated record